Ceraceosorus guamensis is the source of this 348-nucleotide messenger RNA. Its product is annotated as DUF1014-domain-containing protein. Gene Ontology annotation, biological process: transcription by RNA polymerase II. The record is from RefSeq and is a predicted model, not a curated record. The coding region runs from base 1 to 348 and encodes 115 amino acids. NCBI's taxonomy places the organism in Eukaryota, Fungi, Basidiomycota, Exobasidiomycetes, Ceraceosorales, Ceraceosoraceae. Gene Ontology annotation, molecular function: transcription coactivator activity. Gene Ontology annotation, cellular component: nucleus. The transcript is spliced from 4 exons.
AUGCAUGCUGAUUGUAUCGCUUCGUCGCUCGACAGCAUGUCCCUCGCUACGGAGAGGACGGAUAAGGCUGCAGUGGGCGCUAAAGCAGGCGCGAUCGAGCGGCACCCCGAAAGGCGAUUCAAGGCCGCUUUCGAGGCGUACAAGGAGCGCGAAAUGCCAAGGAUCAGACAAGAGCGUCCUGGCUUGCGCAAGAAUCAGUACGAGAACGAGCUGCACGACGAGUUCAAGAAGCAUCCCGACAAUCCGUUCAAUCAAUUGCAGGUGUCUUACGAUGCUACCCAAGAGGAAAAGGUCGAGGUGCUCGCCAAGCAAAGGGAGCUCAACGAGAAGCGUCUUGCUGGUGCUUAG